Messenger RNA from Tauraco erythrolophus (red-crested turaco), 325 nucleotides. Lineage: Eukaryota; Metazoa; Chordata; Aves; Musophagiformes; Musophagidae. The record is from RefSeq and is a predicted model, not a curated record.
GUGUGAAAACUUGCGUGUGUACAAACUGGGUCUCUUUUCAGGUCUUUGGUGGAUGCUAGCACUUUUCUGCUGGAUCAGUGACAAAGCGUUUUGUGAGAUCUGGUCCUCAUUUAACUUCCCCUAUUUGCACUGUGUGUGGCACAUUUUGAUUUGCCUCGCAGCGUACCUGGGCUGUGUCUGCUUUGCUUACUUCGAUGCUGCCUCGGAGAUCCCUGAGCAGGGCCCAGUCAUAAAGUUCUGGCCCAGUGAAAGAUGGGCGUUCAUUGGGGUUCCCUACGUCACCCUCCUCUGCGCACACAAGAAAUCACCUGUGAAGAUCACAUGA